This is a messenger RNA of Drechmeria coniospora, 2673 nucleotides long. RefSeq lists its product as uncharacterized. The record is from RefSeq and is a predicted model, not a curated record. The coding region runs from base 1 to 2673 and encodes 890 amino acids. NCBI's taxonomy places the organism in Eukaryota, Fungi, Ascomycota, Sordariomycetes, Hypocreales, Ophiocordycipitaceae. The transcript is spliced from 9 exons.
AUGCACUACUCACCCAAGGGCAUAGACUUUCUCCUUGACAUGCACCACUCACUCCUGGACAUGGCCUUACUCGUCGAGAUGCACUACGCAAAGACCGGUAGCCGCGACAGAAUGCACGACGAAAUUGUAUUCACCUUGACUGGCAACAACUUCUGGCCGCAAGCAUCGAGGGAUAGAAAGAAAGAGGGCCAUUUCAUUGAAGCAACGCACAAGCUUCCUGCAUACACCCACUCCGGCCCGAUCUCGACCGUCGACCACUCUGCUUGCAAGCAUCGGCAGCUCGACGUGAAGAAUCGUGACGACGGCAUCUUCGACACCUUUCCCAUCAUUGUGCAACCUCCCGCACGGGCGGAUCCAGCGAGCCUAGCCACGACGAGGCCCAUCGUCCUCGCACCGUUUCCUUCAUCUCCGCACCAUCAUCUGGGGCAUGACCCUCUGGCCAGCUUUUCCUCCACCCGCCUCGGCGCCUGCAUGGCCGUGCCUCAAGACGACGGCACUGCCCUUCAUUUCCCCAGAAAUCCCGGUCCGGAAACCCUUGAGCAUUUGCAAGACGUCCAGGCCGCGUUUUGGCUGGCUCGAGAAAAGCAAUCGUCGAAAUUCUCUCCAAAAAUCGACCAGCGUCGCUCCAUCAAGAUUCUCGCCGCCUCCGCACAUCACCCCUCCAUGGUCGAGCCUCGCGGUCACAUGACUCCGUCCCGGAUGCCGCGCCGGCCGUCCGGUGGCCCGGCCCCAGCCGCGCCGUCCAGGUCGGUGUGGGACAUGGUUCUGAUUGGCAGGCCGCGACGGGGUUCGACGUUCACCCGGCCAAUCAUACCCCCGGUUCCGACCGAGAAUGCCACGGCCGGACUCGACCGUGCAGAGUCCCCAGAACGCGAUAAAUCUUACAUAAGCCCCGGCGUCGAUUUGCCAAAGCUAGCCAAGGUCCCACCGCAUCCCUUGACUUACACGGAUAUCAACAUGGAUACCGCCGGGGACGGGCCAGAAAGCCCCCGUCUUCCCUCCGCCUCGGCCUUGGAGGAUCUCUUUGACAAGUUGUUUGACUGGCCUGCCUUCUCCGGCGCCCCUCAGUCCAUAGACCAGUCAAGCCACUAUCCCAGCCCCCCGUCGUCCGACAGCCUGCCUAGUCCCGUCAUGGGCUCGAGCCCUUCGCCCGCCGCCGACGACCUCUCCCUCCAACACUUCGAGGCCCAACUGCUCGCGCGCGUCAUGGAUGCCUUUCAUCAUGAAGUCACCUCGGGCCCGGACUACCCGUACGCGGCCCAGACCCCGCCGGAACUGAUCCAUGGCGGCAGCACCUCGCCGUCGGACCACUCGGAUGCCUUGCUCUCGGACCAGGACCACCGCCAUCAUGCCCGGCGGGGGGGUGAUGUGGCCGUGAGGGAGGACGACGCCCACGAUGAUGAUGAAUCGUCCUGCUCCCGGAAGACGCCCUCCAAGCUUGCUCCGCAUCUCGGCCCGCGGCACCUUCGUCGUCACAUCCACCAGCCGGGCGGGCGCGGGAGCGGCCCGUGGGCCGGCCAGAAACGACGUCGAUCCGGUCAAGAUGCCGAAAAGAGGCAGAGGCAGCUGGAGCACCCCCUCCAGACGGCCGACGUCCGCAAGAGUGGAGCAUGCCUGCCAUGCCGAGUAACCAAAACCCGGGAUCCGAAAGCCGAGGAGAGGCUUCGUUCGUGCGCUCGCAGGUACAUUGGGAAGCCUAGGGAGAUUUCCAUCUUCCUCACCAAGGACACGAGCUCGCCGUCGCUGCGCACCACCGUGCAGGCGUACCGGUCCGAUGACGACGCCGACGGGCCGUGCAAUCCGAACAAGGCCGACUUCCCCCGCGACCACGUGCCGAGCCAUGAGAUGCUGCAGUCUUGGGUUGAGAGCCAGAUCCGAAGGGAGCACACCUCCGACUUUUCUCGCCUCCUGCAGAGCUUCCUGCUCGCCUAUGCCGAGGGAGGCCCCCGCUUGCCCCAACACAGCCUUGUCGAGAACGUGCACAAAAUGAACUGCUUCUUCAGGAUCUGGACCAUGUCGUCCUUUUGGUGUCGCGACCCCGCCAACCAUGUCGUGAGCCUUCCCCUGUCCGUGCAGGCACGGCUGAGAAGCAUCGCGCGGGAAGCACUCAAGCUUCUCGAGUACAAAGUCAUGAAGACCCUGGACGACUUCCUGGACCAACAGACGCAACCAAAACCGCCGGAGAAGGUGGCCAUCUGGGCGAGCUUGUGGCAACUCAUCUUGAUGUAUCGCCAACUCUUGGCUGCCUUCCAAGCUCAGGUCUCCCUAGGCGGUGAAAACGCCCUAGCGUACGGUCACGAUUACAAGCAGUUGACGGAUAUCCACUUCCCCUUGGUCGCCAUAUUUUAUCACUACCAGUUCCGCACCAAGAAGAGUCUGGAGCUGUCCCUGGACUGGCUUGAUGCUGGACCCCAACUUCAACACUCUCCUCGGAAGAAAAUGGACAUUUGUCGUCUUGGACAAGAGCUCCUGGAUGCCAGGAGGUCCAUGUAUCAUGGCCUGCAGGCUUCCGAGAAUGAUGGCGAUUGCUUGCUAUGCGUGCUUGUGGUCAACCACGAGCUAAAGAAGCUGAGUGCAAGAAGACGACCUUCCAAAGCCAGUACUAAAUCCAAGGAUUCCGGUAAGGUGGGUGACUGCAACGACGACGACGACGACGACGACGACGACGAAUAA